Messenger RNA from Diaporthe amygdali, 1125 nucleotides. RefSeq lists its product as uncharacterized. The record is from RefSeq and is a predicted model, not a curated record. Bases 1 to 1125 code for a protein of 374 amino acids. Gene Ontology annotation, molecular function: carbon-sulfur lyase activity. NCBI's taxonomy places the organism in Eukaryota, Fungi, Ascomycota, Sordariomycetes, Diaporthales, Diaporthaceae. The transcript has a single exon.
AUGGCAGACUCGGAUAUUGAGACCAAGACGCUGACGGCCAGCUGUUACUGCAAGGCUGUGCAAUUCAGCGUCGACGUCCCAACAUCCAAGCUCCCUCUGCCCGUCCAUCUCUGCCACUGCAGCAUCUGUCGCUACACCCAUGGCACACUGUGCAUAUUCCACACAGAGCUGCCCUCGGGCAUCGUGCCCAAGUUCAUCGCCCCGUCCUCAAAGUCCAAUCUGACGGGCUACAAGCAUGCCCAUGCCCAAGCCGAGCGAUUCUUCUGCACCACAUGCGGUAGCCACGUUGGAGAUGAAGACCUCGAGGCUCCGGAGGGUGAAGGUCCCGAUGCAGCGAAGGAGUGGAGAGUCUCUAUCAGUUUAUUCUCGGAACAGGGCGAGGACGUGUUCCAGAUUAGGACUCACUGCUUCACGGAAGGCUCGACAGGCGGCACAGGACUUUUCCAAUUCCUACCCAAGAUGGGCAAUCGCGAGAUAAAGACCUUCAACCCCGGGCCGGAUAGUGGUUGGUGGUCGUCUGGCAUAAAGGAUAAGCCCCCAAAGCAAGAGUUUGACGCCAAUGGGAACGAGGUCCUGCGAGCAGGGUGCCACUGCGGCGGUGUCUCGUUCACGAUCCCCAGGCCGACCGUGCCCGCUGUCAAGCACGACCCGUUCUUAUCACGAUACGUCUCGCCGACUGAGGAACGGAAGUGGAAGGCCUUCCUGGACGUCUGUGACGACUGCCGCAUCAACGCCGGCGUGCACGUCGUGGCCUGGGUCCCCGUGCCGCGGGCGCUCAUCCAACCGCCCAUGCCAGUCGGGCUGGCUCCAUACGGCACACUGAAGACGUACGUGUCGUCCGAGGGGACGCUGCGAGGCUUUUGUGGCGACUGCGGUGCGACAAUGAUCUUCUCGUGCGAUAGCAGAACACCGACCCCCGAACAGCAGAUUAUCAGCGUGCCUGCUGGUGUCCUGAGAGCACCUGAGGGAGUCCUCGCUGAGAAGUGGGUGACUUGGAGGGGCUGUCUUGCCAAUUUCAAGAGCGGGCAUCGAUUCGACCCUCAUCUUGCCAAUAGUUUGUUGGAGGGGCUUGAGAACUGGUCGACAAAACAAUAUGGCAAGCCCCUCAUUUACUCAGUCGAUUGA